Closterium sp. Naga37s-1 is the source of this 1269-nucleotide messenger RNA. Lineage: Eukaryota; Viridiplantae; Streptophyta; Zygnematophyceae; Desmidiales; Closteriaceae. The record is from the annotation of a GenBank genome assembly.
AUGGUCCGGUCGAUCUGGUUCCCGACCCGGUACCCCACCCGGUUGGCCCGGUUGGUCCGACUCCCCACACGGUCGGUUCGGCGCCCCGUGCGGAUGAGCCGGAUGAUCCGGUUCCCCAUCCGGAUGGUCCGGUCGAUCCGGUUCCCGACCCGGUACCCCACCCGGUUCCCCACCCGGAUGGUCCGGCUUCCUACCCUAGACCCGAUCGGUCCGGUUCCCUUCCCGGAUGACCCGGAUGAUCCGGUUCCCCGGUCGGAUGGUCCGGUUGAACCGGUUCCCGACCCGGUACCCCACCCGGUUGGCCCGGUUGGUCCGACUCCCCACACGGUCGGUUCGGCGCCCCGUGCGGAUGAGCCGGAUGAUCCGGUUCCCCAUCCGGAUGGUCCGAUCGAUCCGGUUCCUGACCCGGUACCCCACCCGGUUGGCCCGGACCCGACCCGGUUCCCCACCCGGAUGGUCCGGCUUCCUACCCUAGACCCGGUCGGUCCGGUUCCCUUCCCGGAUGACCCGGAUGAUCCGGUUCCCCGGUCGGAUGGUCCGGUUGAUCCGGUUCCCGACCCGGUACCCCACCCGGUUGGCCCGGUUGGUCCGACUCCCCACACGGUCGGUUCGGCGCCCCAUGCGGAUGACCUGGAUGAUCCGGUUCCCCAUCCGGAUGGUCCGGUCGAUCCGGUUCCUGACCCGGUACCCCACCCGGUUGGCCCGGUUGGUCCGACUCCCCACACGGUCGGUUCGGCACCCCGGUUCCCCAUCCGGAUGGUCCGGUCGAUCCGCCGGGACCCGACCCGGUUCCCCACCCGGAUGGUCCGGCUUCCUACCCUAGACCCGGUCGGUCCGGUUCCCUUCCCGGAUGACCCGGAUGAUCCGGUUCCCCAUCCGGAUGGUCCGGUCGAUCCGGUUCCCGACCCGGUACCCGACCCGGUUCCCCACCCGGAUGUUCCGGCUUCUUACCCUAGACCCGGUCGCCUAGAUCCGGUUCCCUUCCCGGAUGACCCGGAUGAUCCGGUUCCCCGUCCGGAUGGUCCGGUUGAUCCGGUUCCCGACCCGGUACCCCACCCGGUUGGCCCGGUUGGUCCGACUCCCCACACGGACGGUUCGGCACCCCAUGCGGAUGAUCCGGAUGAUCCGGUUCCCCAUCCGGUUGGUCCGGUCGAUCCGGUUCCCGACCCAGUACUCGACCCGGUUCCCCACCCGGAUGGUCCCGCUUCCUACCCUAGACCCGGUACCCGACCCGGUUCCCCACCCGGAUGGUCCGGCUUCCUACCCUAG